CCGCCGCCCCCGCGCGCAGCCAUUGCGGGCAGGCGCGGAGCUGCCAGUCGGCCCCCGUGCGCUGUCCGGCCCGGUCCGGCCCGGGCCUCGGGGACAUGGUGCGGGAAUGGCCCGCGCCGCCGACACCUUCCUGCUGCACCGCCUCGUGUGGCACAACCGGCACCAGGCGCUGGACAGUGCGCUGCGCUCCGGCACGGUGCGCGCCGGGUGCGGGGGGGGUGCGGGCACGGCACCGGGCACGGCACGGCGGGGGAUGCGGGCAGCAGCGGUGCAGGGACCGGGAGGAACCGGGGGCGCCGGCAGGACGGAUAGUACUGGGGAGCACGACGUGGAGUUGACGGACCCCCGUGGGCGGACCCCGCUGGAGCUGGCCGUGUCCCUGGGCCACCUGGAGUCGGUGCGGGUGCUGCUGCGGCACAAUGCCAAUGUGGGCCGGGAGAACGCCAAUGGCUGGACAGUGCUGCAGGAGGCAGUGAGCACGGGGGACCCCGAGAUUGUGCAGCUGGUGCUCCAGUACCGUGACUACCAGCGGGCAACGCGGCGGCUUGCUGGCAUCCCCGAGCUGCUCAGCAAGCUGCGCCGGGCCUCAGACUUCUACGUGGAGAUGAAGUGGGAAUUUACCAGCUGGGUGCCCCUGGUGUCCAAGGUGUGCCCCAGUGACGUGUACCGCGUCUGGAAGCGGGGUGAGAGCCUGCGGGUCGACACCACACUGCUGGGCUUUGAGCACAUGACGUGGCAGCGGGGCCGCCGCAGCUACAUCUUCAAGGGAGAAGAGGAGGGAGCGGUGGUGAUGGAGGUGGACCACGACAAGCAGGUGGUGUACACUGAGACGCUGGCACUGGCCCUGCACGAACCCGACCUGCUGCUGGCAGCCAUGCAGCCCUCAGAGGAGCAUGUGGCUGGGCGGCUGACGUCGCCCAUCGUCUCCACGCACCUGGACACCAGGAACAUUGCGUUUGAGCGGAACAAAUCAGGGAUCUGGGGAUGGCGCUCGGAGAAGAUGGAGGUGGUCAGCGGCUAUGAAGCCAAGGUGUACAGUGCCAGCAAUGUGGAGCUGGUCACCAAGACGAGGACGGAGCACCUCUCAGACCAGGACAAGUCCCGCACUAAAGGUAUCACUGCGCUGCCCGCCCGGGGCAGGUACCAGGCUGGCACUGUUGCCCCGUGCCCACCCACACCGGGUCUUUCUUUCCCCACAGGCUCCCGCACCCCGUUCCACUCCUUCCUGGGCCUGGCACAGCAGCACGGCACCCACAAUGGGGCACCCGCACCCCCAGCCGCCAGCCCCACCAAUCCCACAGCCAUCACCCUCGAGGAGUACUUCGACCCUCACUUCGACCUGGAGGCACGCAACAUCGGGCGCCCCAUCGAGGUGUCCAGCAAGGUGCAGAGGUUCAAGGCGACGCUGUGGCUCUGCGAGCAGCACCCCCUGUCGCUGGCCGAGCAGGUGACGCCCAUCAUCGACCUGAUGGCCAUCUCCAACGCGCACUUUGCCAAGCUGCGUGACUUCAUCACCCUCAAGCUGCCCCCCGGCUUCCCUGUCAAGAUUGAGAUCCCCCUGUUCCAUGUCCUCAACGCCCGCAUCACCUUCAGCAACCUCUGUGGCUGUGACCAACCGUUAGGCUCCGUACGGGUCUGCAACCCCACUCAGCCCCCCGGUGCCAGGGCAGCCGGGCCUGGAGGAUGGCCGUUCCCGUGCGAGGUGGAGCCGGCGGUGUUCGAGGUGCCGCCGGGAUACACGGUGCUGGGCGCGGGGCGCAGCGAGCCGCUGCGGGACGAAGACGACGACCUCCUGCAGUUCGCCAUCCAGCAGAGCCUGCUGGACGCCGGCACCGAAACCGAGCAGGUGACCGUGUGGGAGGCGCUGACCAACGCCCGGCCGGGGCCGCGCCCGCCGCCGCCCUACGACGAGGAGCUGCAGCUGGAGCGGGCGCUGCAGGAGAGCCUGCUGCUGCAAGCGGGGCCCGGCCCGGCGGACGGCGGGACCGCCCCUGCCGAGCCCGGCUACGGCGGCUUCGCGGAGCAGCUGCGCUUGGCCAUGGCGCUGUCGGAACGCGAGCAGGAGGAGCGCGAGCGGCGGCGGCGGGAGGAGGACGAGGAGCUGCAGCGCAUCCUGCGCCUGUCGCUCACCGACAAGUAGCGGCCCGGAACGGGGCAGCGGCGCCCGGCGCUCCCGGAGCCGAGCCGCCCCCCGUCCGCCCGCCCCGCUCCGUCGGAGGCCCCGAG
Phasianus colchicus (ring-necked pheasant) is the source of this 2226-nucleotide messenger RNA. It is a transcript of the gene ANKRD13D, whose product is annotated as ankyrin repeat domain 13D. NCBI's taxonomy places the organism in Eukaryota, Metazoa, Chordata, Aves, Galliformes, Phasianidae. Gene Ontology annotation, molecular function: protein binding. Gene Ontology annotation, cellular component: cytoplasm. The record is from RefSeq and is a predicted model, not a curated record.